Messenger RNA from Stylophora pistillata, 2186 nucleotides. RefSeq names its product rho-related protein racA. The record is from RefSeq and is a predicted model, not a curated record. Lineage: Eukaryota; Metazoa; Cnidaria; Anthozoa; Scleractinia; Pocilloporidae. Gene Ontology annotation, molecular function: protein binding; GTP binding; GTPase activity. Gene Ontology annotation, biological process: small GTPase-mediated signal transduction.
AGAACAACGUCGUUGAUUGGCUGCAUUCUCACGGGUCGAGGAAGCCUGAAUCUGAAAUAGAUUGCUCUCUUCAAAAGGACGUUUCUGAAGAUAUUGUACGGCUUCGCGGUGGAAACGUUCUUUGCGGUACUUUUCAUCUCACAGUAGUCUGUUGCUCUGUAAUUGUAGUGACAGGGUUGAAAUAUGCGACGGUUGAAAGUUAAAGUAGUGGGGGACGGCGGAGUUGGAAAGACAUCCUUUCUCAUUCGUUGGUACAAGGAGAACUUUGCUUCAGAAGAUGAUAUACCUUUAUUUCCAGGACGGGAACGGAUUUUACCAUCUGUGCAAGAUCCUUUUUUCACGAACAUGACUGUGGACCAAGUUAGCUAUUUGCUAACUUUCUGGGACACAAUUUGUGGGGCUGAUUUCCUAAAAUUUCGACCCAUGGAAUACGAGGAGACUGAUGUGUUUCUCGUGUUUUUCGACAUUUCCAAUCCCAGCUCUUUUCAAAACGUCUCUACCGUCUGGGUUCCUGAACUGAAGCAUUACAUGCCCUCAGCUCCAAUUCUCGUCGUUGGAAACAAAACAGAUCUGCGCAAAACAGGCGACUCUCCUGAUGGCAUGAUUACAAUUGCAAAGGGCCGUGAACUGGCAGAGAGACUGGGUACCUGUUACUGUGAAAGCAGUGCAGAUACGGGAGAUGGUGUGCACAAUGUCAUCCAUACAGCAGUGGGUUUGGCCAUCCAGAACCAAACUCCUCCAAAGAUCAAGUUAAAUUUGAAAGUUUUCAAGUGGCGGGGGAAGACACCAAAAAUCUUACAACAUGGACCAGAGCCCCCUGUGUUAUCUCCACCAGAUCCGAUGCCACAAGUGAAAGUUCUUCCUUCCACAUUUACUGAUGACAUGAAGAAGAUGUACAGAGAUGAAUCAGGGAAUUCAGAUAUUAAACUUCUGUUCAAUUCUAACAAUCACCCACUUACUGCACAUAAACUCAUCCUCAGCGUAGGUUCUGCAGUCUUCCGUGAUUUCUUUUUGAACCAUGGUGAAGAAGUGGAACUUAGUAGAUUGCUGAGUAAUGCUGAUUCCUGUUCAUGCUUUAUGACCAAGGAAAACAAAGCAAACACUGGAAAAAAGAGCAGUACAAAAGACAGGCUUCAUUUGGCUGCAAACCUUCAAAAUUCUGUGUCCAAUCACCAAAGCUUGUCUCUUUCACCAAACUUGGAGAGAAAGUCUAAAACAGGAAGACCAAAGAAUUGCUUGCAUUUCAAUAACAGUGUUUCAGGCAGAGCUUUUCAGCAUGUUCUAGAGUUUCUUUAUACAGGUUCACCAAACAUUUCCUCUGAUACUGAUGAGGCACUGUUAACCAAAGUGAUGAGCUUAUCUCACAGGUUGCGCAUUCCUUGGCUGGGGCAAAUCUGUGAGAAUGUAACAAAUGGGGAGAGCUACCUUAUUCCAAGCAUGGUUGCCAUUCUUCAUAAGGAAAGAAGCAAAAUUGUUAAAGAGAACUUUGUAAACAAGCCACACUUUUCAGAUGUUAUUUUUCAUGUGAAGAAUACCAUUUUUUAUGCUCACAGAGCUGUGUUGAUGGCAAGAUCAGAGGUCAUGGCAGCGAUGUUUGGUGGUGGCUUCAGUGAACGUGAUAGCCUAGAGGUGACCAUCAAGGUGACAACAGUGAGGAGUUUCAUGGUGCUAUUGGUGUACUUGUAUACUGAUACAUUACCCAGUGACAUGUCUGUUGGCGACUUCAGGGAACUUGUGGUGCUUGCUGACAGGUUUUGCCUGCCACAGCUUAUUUCGGUUUGUGAAAAUGCUAUUGUAGACCUAAUUGGGGCUGAAAUGAAGAAGAAACGAAUGACGGCUGUGAACUGUAAUGACAUCAUCAACUUGCUUCUUACUGGACAGGCUCACAAUGCACCUCAGUUGGCAAGAUGGUGCUUGUAUGUGAUCACAACAAACUACCCUGACUUUGAAGCUUGUGAUGAUUUUGACCUGAUUAAGGGUGACAAUCGAAGACACAUCCUGGAACAUCGUUGGCCUCCACUCUCCUAUCUGAAAGAGUUGGAGGAGUUUAAGAGGAAGACUGGGAGAAUGUAAAAUACAGAAUGUAACUUAAUAUAGCACUGAGAUAAAUUAUGUUAUUAAAAACUGGAUCAUUGGAUAAUGUAAUUCAAGACUUUUCAUUGGCUCAGCCAUUAUGGUAUAUGAGC